AUGAUGGGGCAUGACCAUGGACCAAAAAUACCAUCGUAUACAGUAUAUGAUAAUUAUCGUGAGAUACCGAAACUACGAGCACAUGAGGAAAGGCUAGCACGGAUCGGUCUAAAAGAUCCUUGGAUAAGGAAUUAUUCAUAUUUGUUUAUGGGACGAUUUGCUGGCGACUCCUGGGGUAGUUUUAAAUAUAUGAUUCGUGCUGGAUGGAAGUUAGGAUGUGGUGUUGCAGCUGCAGUAAUAGCCGUUGAAGAAUCAUACAUGUACUGGAAAUAUGGUCAUACACAUUGGGGAAAAGAACAUCAUUAG
This is a messenger RNA of Brugia malayi, 306 nucleotides long. RefSeq names its product NADH-ubiquinone oxidoreductase B12 subunit, putative. Bases 1 to 306 code for a protein of 101 amino acids. The record is from RefSeq and is a predicted model, not a curated record. Gene Ontology annotation, cellular component: mitochondrion. NCBI's taxonomy places the organism in Eukaryota, Metazoa, Nematoda, Chromadorea, Rhabditida, Onchocercidae. Gene Ontology annotation, biological process: electron transport chain. The transcript is spliced from 2 exons.